AUGGCAGAAGAGGGCCCCCAAUUAACCCCCGUGGGGGAGAAGACUCUCCCCGCAAAAUGCAAGGCGCAAACCAUGGCGUACUGUCCCACGAUGGACCUGAUUGCGCUAGCGACCGAGGAUGAAGAACUGCGCGUCUUCCGACUGAAUGGGCAGCGCGUAUUUGGAGGCUCCUUCGGUGGUGAUCCCUACCUAGGCGAGGAUGAAGAGGACGGCGAGAUCAGAGGGAUGGCGUGGAAGGGGAAUGGUCGUUUGCUCGCUGUCGCGUGUGGAGACUGCACGCUCCGCAUCAUCAGUUCUUACAGUGGGAAGACGGUCAAUCACUAUCCUGUUUAUCAGACACAGGGUGAACCAUCUCGCUUGGCUGAAGGGCAGGAGUUAAUUCCCAAGCCAACUUCCGUGGGGUGGAGUAUCAAUUUCACCGACAGCAAGACCGCACAGCGCCAUUUGCUCGACUCUGCUGGUCAGGUCUCUAUUGAGGAUCUUUUGGCGCCCGGUGUUUAUCCCUCAAAGGCGGCAGCCGUCCUCAAGGUGGAUCUGCCUAGGGAACUUGCCUUGUUGGAUAUCGAAAGUUCUUUGCCCAAGCUCACCACACUCCCUACAACAGGAGGUGAGGAUGACGUCUUUAGCUCCCGGGCGUCCAUCGAUGCCAUAUUUCAUUCUACGAAGGACACUGGUGACUCGGUCGAUGUGAUCUCUGUCGGUUUUGACGAUGGCACCGUUCACCUGCGCAUCUUCAAUUGCUUCGAGAUUGGAUCCUUCCCCGUGGGUAGCUCUCCCGGUGUUCCUGAUUCCUGUCGUAUCUUGCGACAUGCAUCUCAUCCCCUCAGCUCAACGCAUGCUCUGCUGGCAUCACCUGCCAGGGGCAAUGAUCGCGGGCCCCUGGAGCUAGUAACAAUGGACCUCCGCUUCAUAACCAAGUCGGGGCGGUAUCUGUCUCUUCUUGCGUCAAAGACGACUCAGCUACAGAAUUUGCUUCGUUACAUUGGCCAAGUUCAGCGCCAAAUUGAGCUUGAGUGGAAGAAUGCCCAGGAGCUUCCGGCUCGCUUUUUACGCAGUGUCAACGAGGACUUGCAAGAGAAAUGCCAAUGUGAUUUCAUUACUGCUUUCUAUCACCUUGUGGUCACCGGUCAUUGCUAUGAGCCAAUGAAGGAGUUCCUGGUGGAUAUUGUUGGGGAGAGAGGCCACAAGAGAUGGGACAAGGCCGUUGCAGGCGGCUACGAGAACAUCCGUCGACUAACACACGAAUGUCUACUCCCAGCCUUAGAGCGCAGUCAAGUGCUCCUCGGUCGAUUGGUCGGGCUUUCCAAGUUCCACAAAUUAAGCGAUGUUCUCGGACUGGACACGACCAAGCUGAAUGCCAUCGUGGAGACACUAGACUGUCUCCACAUUCUGGCGCAUCGUAUCCUCAAUCACGCCAACGAGGAGUUGGAUCAAUUCAAUUCUUUCGCUAGAUGGCUUCGUCACGAAAUCCAUAUCCUCAAUAGCGAACCUUUGUCACAAACCUUGGAAGAGUUGCAGGAAAAGAGGGAUCUCUUCGACGUCCCCCCAACUGUGAAAUACAUUACCGGGGCUUUGACUAAAAGUGCACUCCGCAAUUUCAUUCGACAACUUCCUAUGAUGGGGGUUGUCCCGCCCCCUGCUCCUCCAGCUGGUCAAUGGAUGCCUGAUGGCCAUGACCGGUCUUUCUAUGAUACAUUCAAAUCGCUUCUUCAACAACAGCGCCUGGCUCGAGAAAAGGGAGAGGACGGCACCUCGAUCCAGUCACCCAAACUCAAUGAUUUGACCAAACGCAUGGAGGUGCAGUUCGAAAAGGUCUUCGAAGAGAUCGCUUUAACUCAGCGAAGAGGCAUUCUCCACCGGUCGCCUCUUACACUCCACUCUGACUGCGACCAGCAAAUGAUUGAUGUCACUGUCUGCUACGAGGAUCUGCUUGAAGGCAAACCCUGCACCAUCUACAUUGCUACCAAAUCUACUACCUCAAAACACCAGGUGUAUCUCUAUCGCGUCGUUAUAGACUCGGUGGGCGGAGUCAGCUCAACACGAAGCACAUCUGUCGCAAUUCUAAACCUCGAAAAUGGCGAGGUGCGGCAACUCCAAUUCGUGAACGACGACACGAUCAUGAUCCUCUGGCGAAACAGCGAUGGCCUCUCCCACCUCCUUAAUAUCCCCUUCCAACCUAUCUCUGCCCGUCAACAAGAUCUGGAUGAGCCCCCAGCUCCAACCCUCAUAUACACCGAGACCACCAGCAUUCCAUCUUCCCCAAAACCAGCAGUUCCGGUCACAGAAUUGGACAUCUCAGACGGUAGUCCUUGGGAAGGUGCUCUCAAACAUCUGUUCGCUGCUCAUGGACCUAAAGCGAGACCCGUCCAUGUUGAUGUCAACGGGCGAAAAGGGAGACGUGCUGUUUGCGUUCUGUAUGGGGAUGCCAUGCGCUACGAGGUUCUGGAUCUUGAUGCUGCUAUAGAGGCAGAAGAGGAGGAAGAGGAAUUAGAAGAAGUAGAGGAUGAGUACUCUAAUGAUGAGCAGGAGGAAGUGAUGGAUAGCGAUUGA
Messenger RNA from Penicillium salamii, 2550 nucleotides. The record is from the annotation of a GenBank genome assembly. NCBI's taxonomy places the organism in Eukaryota, Fungi, Ascomycota, Eurotiomycetes, Eurotiales, Aspergillaceae.